AUGGCCUCCCACACAUGCCAGUUUUCGAGAACCCCGUCUUUGCGCGCGGUCCAAGGGAAGAGACCUGCCCUAUCCUGGUUCUCCAUGCACCCAAUGAGAGUGUUCGAGACAUUGACGGAUACGUACAAUAAUCGCGAUCGUGAUCAUUUUGAUCUGAUACUUUAUGAAUCCUCUUGGAUCAACGAUCCAGGGAAGGCAGCUUUGCUUUCCGACAUUGAAACGGCUUUCAGCAGAGAGAUACCUAGGGGAGACUUUUCAGUGCAGAAACUUAUUCAACGCAUAGAUGAGCAGGCGAGGAAAAGAUUCCCUGAUGAUGAUGAUGAUGAUGAUGAUGAUGAUGAUGAUGAUGAUGAUGAUGAUGAUGAUGAUGAUGAUGAUGAUGCAGAUUGGUUCGACAGCCUGAUAUAG
Molecule: messenger RNA, 408 nt
Organism: Parastagonospora nodorum SN15
Lineage: Eukaryota; Fungi; Ascomycota; Dothideomycetes; Pleosporales; Phaeosphaeriaceae
Exons: 2
Coding region: 1-408 (135 amino acids)
Source: RefSeq, a predicted model, not a curated record